Messenger RNA from Raphanus sativus (radish), 1348 nucleotides. RefSeq names its product sec-independent protein translocase protein TATC, chloroplastic. Lineage: Eukaryota; Viridiplantae; Streptophyta; Magnoliopsida; Brassicales; Brassicaceae. Gene Ontology annotation, molecular function: proton motive force dependent protein transmembrane transporter activity. The record is from RefSeq and is a predicted model, not a curated record. The transcript has 4 exons. Gene Ontology annotation, biological process: protein transport by the Tat complex; intracellular protein transmembrane transport. The coding region runs from base 128 to 1186 and encodes 352 amino acids. Gene Ontology annotation, cellular component: TAT protein transport complex; membrane.
GAAAAACAGACGAAAGGAUUGGGUUGGGUUGUGUAAAUUUUGAUGAGGCAAAGGAAACUCUAGCGAACUGGAACCAAUCGUUUUCUGACGCUCUUGCAAAGGACUGAUUGAUCGUAGAGAAGAAGAUAUGGGGAGCACAAGCACGAGCUCUGCUGCUCUAAUCCACCAUUUCCACCUCACAAGUCGCGAUGUUGAUUCGCCUAGAAAGCGUCCCUACUACUACACUGUGAAAUUCUGCAACUCGUGGAAGGAAGGUGGACUCCGAUACGGUGCAACGCGACGGUGUGGCAAAGUCUUAAGACCCGUGGUUCGCUUGUCAGCUCUCGAUGAAAAUUCCGGCGAUUCACCAACGGAAACUACUUCUAGUCUUGGCUCUGCCGUACAAGACAGACCAGGUGUGGAAGAAGAUGCAUCCUUUGAGCAAGAAGAUAAAUCAAGUUCCAUCUAUGAGUUUCUCUAUCCAGAUAAAGAGGAGCUCCCUGAUGACAAAGAGAUGACUAUAUUCGAUCACCUGGAGGAGCUCCGUGAGAGAAUCUUCGUCUCUGUUUUGGCCGUGGGAGCUGCGAUCACGGGUUGCUUCGCCUUCUCCAAAGAUCUAAUCGUGUUUCUUGAAGCCCCAGUCAAAAAUCAGGGCGUAAGGUUUCUUCAGCUAGCUCCUGGCGAGUUUUUCUUCACUACUUUAAAGGUUUCAGGUUACUGUGGGCUUCUACUAGGGAGUCCAGUGAUCUUGUAUGAGAUCAUAGCUUUUGUACUUCCUGGUCUGACACGAGCUGAGAGAAGGUUUCUGGGGCCGAUUGUGUUUGGUUCCUCCUUGCUCUUCUAUGCUGGACUUGCCUUCUCCUACUGGGUGUUAACCCCUGCUGCCUUGAACUUCUUUGUGAAUUACGCUGAAGGUGUGGUUGAAUCUCUCUGGUCUAUCGACCAGUACUUUGAGUUUGUGCUAGUUCUUAUGUUCAGCACCGGCCUUUCUUUCCAGGUUCCGGUAAUUCAGUUACUCCUGGGACAAGUAGGGGUGGUGUCGGGAGAUCAAAUGCUUUCAAUAUGGAGAUAUGUGGUGGUGGGUGCGGUGGUUGUAGCAGCUGUUGUCACGCCCUCGACAGACCCUGUCACUCAGAUGCUCCUAGCAACGCCGCUUCUGGGGCUAUACUUGGGUGGUGCGUGGAUGGUCAAGCUCACAGGUCGGUGAGGAACUUGGCUGUUCAAAGACAAAUAAAGUCAUGUAUCUUGUAGAGUAUAUAUAUCACUUUCCAUGCAAGAGACCACAGUUUGGUACCUAAAUUGUUCAUUUGAAUCUUAAUCUUUUUUGGAUGUAUAAAUUUUAGCAACCAAAAAGAGCACAUUAGGUUGA